Molecule: messenger RNA, 1749 nt
Organism: Caenorhabditis elegans
Lineage: Eukaryota; Metazoa; Nematoda; Chromadorea; Rhabditida; Rhabditidae
Gene: F10D11.5
Product: PDZ domain-containing protein
Exons: 7
Coding region: 39-1718 (559 amino acids)
Source: RefSeq, marked reviewed
GAGAAUAAUCUUCUAAAUCAGCUUCACACUUCGAGAAAAUGUCGAGCGCUGAAAAUAUAAAAGAAAGCGGGAAAGCGAAGAAACAGAAGAAUGGUAACAAAAAUAAUAACAAAAAACCAUCAGCUGAAGCGAUACCACUCAAAAAUUCUCCACGGAACAAGCUCAAGAAGAGAGGUAGUAUGGAACAACUCUCUGAGCAAAUAUCAGAAGUCUUCACUAUAGAGAUGAAUAACGAUCAAGCUACAGUGGAGGAGCCAACAGAUACUACUGUUCGUAUAAAUCCAGCUGAUCCAUCAUCUCCAAAAGUGUCCACUUCUGAGCCAAAAGUCACUGUCCCAGAGCCGCCGCCAACUCACUACGCACCAGUUGUCGUGUUUAUCGAUCACCUAAGUUGGCCAAUUUUUUUGCAUUUUGUUAUUGUCAAUCGAAAUAUGAUCAUCACGAAAGUUGGAAGAAGUUUCUUGACAAGUUUGAUGCCUGGUGAUCAAAUCUCAGGUGUCGAUUCAACUCCGAUAUGGUGCAUAGAAGAUCUUGAGCAUGAGAUUCAGUCAAAGCCAGCAAGAUCAGUGAAUUUGACAGUCAACCGAGUGUGGAAUAUUAAAUGUUUGACAAACAUUCAACUGGAAAGAAUACUUCCUCAAACAGAUGAACGAUUGCAAUAUUUUAUGGUCCAUGUAUACUGUAGCAAUGGAACAGGAGGAUUGAAGUUAUACUCGGAUAAGAAGAGGGUUCUAGUACAGCAUAUCCGUGCCAAAACUCCGAUUUGCCACGCUCUACUUGUUGGAGAUCAAAUCUUAGCCAUCAACGAUGAAUUUUUAAUUGGAAAACCCAAGAAAAGUCUCAGAAGACACGCAUAUGAUUCGAUUAAGAAAUCAUUCAAGACUAAGGGAUUUGCUGAAAUUAUCGCAUGCCGACCUAUUGGAGCACGUAGCUCACCAGCGCCAAGUGUCGAUGCGGAACUUUCAGGAAAAUUUGCAAAUUAUGCAUGUGGCGUGGAGAAGGGUAACAAGUUAGAAAGAAAAGUCACCGACGAGACUAACAACCUUCCUCUGGAAGCCGAUGCUCUUGAGAUUGCUCUACGGGAGCUCACAUUUUUGCAGCAAUGGGUGAAGCAGGAUUUCGAGGAGGCGCCUUGUGAAAAAGGAAAGUCCCUUCUAAUCCUUAAGCCUCCAUUCGAGAAUGCGAAGCCCUACGAAUAUCCUCCAUUUGUUGUGAAUCAUCAAACCCAGUUGGUGUCUGCUAAAGCCUUGUCAUCGCCUGUUACAAAUACCCCAGUGGCUCACAGUCCUCCACAAGCUCUGCCGAACAAAACUAUAAUCGUUCCGGUUGGAUCAACAUCUUCUGUGCUCGUCCCUUCAACAACUUCUAAUGCACUGCCACCAGUAUUGUCUCUAAAUUCGCAAAGCCUUUCAGUCAAAACAUUGUCCAUGGCUCCACAAGUUUCCCAAGUUGAACCUCCAACGUCUGUGAUGAAUGGACCAACAGAAGCUGCCGACUUGCAUGUUGCUGUUCCUCCAUCACCAAAUACUCCAAGAAAACGUAGCAUUUUUAAGUACAAGCAAGAGAAAGGACAAACACCGGAGCAUCAGACUACAAUCAGUUUUGUUGAACAACCGGAAACGUCGAAGAUAACAUCUGAUAUUUCGGAAGAUGAAGAGCUCAAGAAGUGCGACCCAAGAUCUGGCAUCGUGGCAUUUAUUAAAAAUAAAUUCAACUGAUUAGUGAGCCAAUAAAUGUUUUUCCACGAUG